UUCCAAUUAUUUUAGUAUAUAUAGAAAGAGAGAGGUUGGGUGGCAUGAUUUACUGGAAAAUGCUUGAAAUUCGCUACAUUGUUGGCAAUCUUUGAUGGAUCACCAGCCUUCUGGACUGCUCUUUACAGAAAUUCUUCCCAAGGAAUUGCCUGAUCGAUUUUGAUACCUCUAGCUUUCCUUUCCCUUCUAUAUUUUUGUUGAGGUAGAGAAGGGAAGGAGAGCGUAAAUUUGAGGGAGAAAGGGAAAGGAUUAGACUCCUUUUUUUUUGUGUUGGUGAGAACAAAAUGACUGUUGUUUCCGGGGUUAUCUCAAGGCAAGUGUUGCCAGCUUGUGACAACCUUUGCUUCUUCUGCCCCGCAUUGCGUACGAGGUCCAGGCAGCCGGUCAAGAGGUACAAGCACUUGAUAUCGGAUAUUUUCCCCCGCUCUCAGGAUGAAGAAGUGAAUGAGAGGAAGAUUGGGAAAUUAUGUGACUAUGCUUCAAAAAAUCCUUUACGCAUUCCCAAGAUAGCAGACUCCCUCGAACAGAAAUUCUACAAGGAAUUAAGGAAUGAAAACUACCGAUUUGUGAAGAUUGUUAUGCUGAUCUACCGGAAGUUAUUGUUAUCUUGCAAGGACCAAAUGCCUUUGUUUGCAAAUAGUCUAUUGAGUGUCAUGUUCGCCUUGCUGGAUCAGACGAGCCAAGAUGGAGUCUUAAUUAUCGGAUGUGAAUCUCUCUUUGAUUUUGUAAACAACCAGAAAGAUGGAACAUAUAUGUUUAAUCUCGAAGGACUAAUUCCAAAGCUCUGCCACGUAGCUCAAGAAGUGGGAGAUGAUGAGGGGACAGAACAUUUACGAGCAUCUGGGCUGCAAGCUCUAUCUGCUAUGGUUUGGUUCAUGGGCGAAAACUCACAUAUUUCAGUUGAAUUUGAUAAUAUUGUUUCAGUAGUCUUGGAGAAUUACAAAGGUCAAAGUAAGGAGUGCAGUGGUUCUGAGCAAAAUGGUUUGGUGCAAGAAGCCAAUAAAGCCGAGGGAUAUGUCUCUACUUCUGAAGCUUCAACAAAGGUUCCUUCUUGGAGAAUCAUUAUAAAUGAAAAAGGACAACUUAACGUGGCUGCAGAGGUUGCCAAAAGCCCGCAGUUUUGGUCUAGGGUGUGCCUUCAAAAUAUGGCCAAUCUCGGGAAAGAAGCAACCACCAUGCGUCGUGUUCUAGAGUCUUUGUUUCGGUAUUUUGAUAGCGGAAAUCUGUGGCCCGUCCAAGGCGGGAUUGCUUUUCCUGUUCUCAAAGACAUGCAGCUUCUGAUGGAUGAUUCUGGGAGCACACAUCUUUUGCUAUCGAUAUUAGUCAAGCAUCUUGACCAUAAAAACGUCCUCAAGCAGCCCGAUAUGCAGCUCGACGUAGUUGAGGUUGUCACUGCUCUUGCUCGACUGACAAAGAAGCAGUCAUCUGUACCUAUAGUCAGUGCUGUAAGUGACAUGAUGAGGCAUUUACGGAAGAGUAUACAUUAUUCACUUGAUGAUGCAAAUCUCGGAGAUAAAGUUAUCAAGUGGAACCAGAGAUUUCAUCAAGUCGUUGAUGAAUGUCUCACCGAAUUGACAUCAAAGGUCGGAGAUGCUGGUCAAAUCCUCGAUGUAAUGGCUUCUAUGCUAGAGAACAUCUCGAGCAUUACUGUAAUAGCGAGAACGACUAUUUCUGCUGUCUAUCGAACCGCUCAGAUUAUAGCAUCUUUACCAAAUGUAUUGUACAAAAACAAGGCUUUCCCAGAAACUUUGUUUCAUCAGCUACUUCCAGCUAUGCUCCAUCCCGAUCACCAGACGCGAAUUGGAGCUCAUCAGGUCUUCGCUGUUGUACUUGUGCCGUCGUCUGUCUGUCCUCAGCCAUCUUCUGAUUCCUCUAAGGUUGACCUCUCGAGGUCGCUAUCGAGAACUGUCUCCGUGUUUUCUUCGUCUGCUGCAUUGUUCCAGAAGUUGCAAAACCAAAUGACUCCUUCCAGGGAGAAUUACACAGAGUUAAACGGAAGCGAGCAAGGUGGAGUAAUGAAUAGAAUUAAAUCGACAUAUAGCCGGGUAUAUAGCUUGAGAAGCUCACCGGCACAAGAUGGUGAUAAUGGAAACAACUCGACUAAAGAAGCGGAUGCGGUUCGUCUUAGACUGAGCAGCCACCAAAUAACACUCUUGCUUUCAUCAAUUUGGGCACAAUCUAUAUCUCCUGAAAACAUGCCUGAAAACUAUGAAGCUAUUGCUCACACAUACAGCUUGAUUUUGUUGUUUUCUCGAGCUAAGACCUCUUAUCGUGAUGCUCUAAUUCAUAGUUUCCAACUUGCUUUUACAUUGAGGGCCGUUUCUCUACAAGGAGGCACUCUUCCAGCAUCACGUCGGAGAUCACUGUAUGUGCUGUCGUCUUCCAUGAUUAUCUUCUCAGCGAAGGUCUAUAACAUUCUUCCCCUCAUCCCAGUUGUCAAGGCUGCAAUCUCCGAUAAAGUGGUUGAUCCAUUUUUGUGUUUAGUUGAAGAUUCAAAGCUGCAGAUAAGUGAUGCCGGAUUAGAAAAACAAAAUGUCUAUGGAUCGAAAGAAGACAACACCGCCGCUGUAAGGUGUCUUUCAGAAAUCAAGAUCAGUGGCGAGCUAACUAAACAAUCCCUGGUUUCUGUUAUUGUUAGAAAUCUAGAGAACGUACUCGAGUACGAGGAGGCUACCAUAGCGGAGCAGCUGGUCCAGAAUUUCGUGCCGGAUGAAAUGUGUUCGCUUGGCAGCGGCCAAAUGUACAAUGACAAUGCGGAACAUGGACGCGAGAGCAACGUUAAGGGCAUCUCGGGUUUUGGAAUGGACGACGAUGGUCAUCAUGAUCCCAACGAAAGCAACGGUCCACCCAAUUCGAAGCUGACUGUUGAGUUACCCAAUCUUCUCAGUGUCGAUCAACUUCUGCAAUCCAUUUUGGAGACGGCGCACCAUGUGGGAAGAAUGUCCGUGAGCACGGGUUCUGAGACAUCAUACAGAGACGUGGCUAAACAUUGCGAGUCUCUUCAGCAGGGAAAGCAACAGAAGAUGACUUUGUUGACCAUAGCUUCGAAAAAUGCUGCAGCUGGAGCUGCUGCUACCGGAGGAGACAAAUCACACACCGGUGUCUCCAAGGGUGAAAAUGGUAACAAGAUAUUGGGCGGACCUCCGGUGCUAUGCGCGACUGAGUAUCAGAACAAUCCCGUCUCGUUCCGGCUACCAUCUUCGAGCCCUUACGACAACUUCUUGAAAGCCGCCGGAUGUUGAUAAGCCAGAAACAAACUUAGGGUUCUAUGACCAAAACGGGCUUAGUGAAACACGCGAUGCAGCAACGUAUCUUCGAUCGCAUUGCUUUCAAUGAGACGACUACGAUCGGCUUGACCGGAGAUCGGCAUAAUGGUGGCACAGGAGUGUGAAGAUCGAUGGCCUCUUUCUCACAAAAGUGUGGAUAUUUAGCAAGAUCAUGUGAUGUGUGAGGCUUUACUAGUUUUUUGUCCUAUAGUUUAGACCCUUCUCAUGUACAAAAUCAAAGCUCAUUUUUUCCUUUAGAAUCUUUCACUAUUAUUUUUUUCAUU
Messenger RNA from Salvia hispanica, 3550 nucleotides. Its product is annotated as protein SEMI-ROLLED LEAF 2-like. The record is from RefSeq and is a predicted model, not a curated record. Lineage: Eukaryota; Viridiplantae; Streptophyta; Magnoliopsida; Lamiales; Lamiaceae.